AUGGUUGAUAGAAAGAAAUCUAAACAAGCUCCUUCCAAAGGGUUAAGUAAGAGGUUGAAGGAAGAUGGGAUAAGCGAAUUACCUGAUCCGUUGAUAUGUCACAUUCUUUCUCAUCUUCCCAUAAACGAAGCUGUUAAGACAAGUGUUUUGUCCAGCAGAUGGAAGAGUCUUUGGCUUUGGGUUCCUAAAUUGGAACUGGAUGACUACCGUUUCCGAGAUUGGAGUGUCUUGAUGAGUUUUGGUGAUCACAAACACAAUAUAGACGAUGCUGCAGUUAAGUGUAAGAUCCAAUAUAGACGUGUCUCACAUCAUUGCUUGAUGCUGCAGUUAAGUGUAACCUUAGCUGAUGUCACGCUUUUCUCCUUCCCUUGUCUGAAGACUAUGCAGUUAAUAAAAAUAUUGUAUCCCAAUGAGGCCACUCUCGAGACACUUAUCUCAGGCUGUCCUGUCUUGGAGGAAUUGAAAAUUAACACUUAUGGGAAUGGUGCAAAAGUCUUACGGGUGCACUCUCCGUCACUGAAAACGCUCAGUUUAGUACGAGGUGGUUCAUUGCAUUCUGUUUCCGGAAUUGUGAUUGAUGCUCCUUUACUAUGUUGUUUGACAAUCAGUGAUGACAUAUCUAAAAGAUUUAUGGUAAAAAAUAUGGAGUUUAACGCCAAGUUAGAUCUUUCUCUCUUCCUUACGGUUGAUGAGGAUGUUGAUGAAGCGAAGAGAAAUAUCAUCUACAGUUUUCUCACUUGGAUUUCGAGGGUCAAGUAUAUGACUAUACGUGCAACCACUUUGAAGCACAUAUAUCAAUACUCAAAAUUUGGACGGCUACCUCAAUUUGGUUAUAUGACCCGUCUAUGUGUUACUCUCGAUGCAUUCAAUCUGAAAUGGUUUCCAAUCUUUCUUGAGAGCUGCCCGAAUCUGAAAUCUCUCAUUUUGGGAAGGAUCGGUGUUUUCAGUCAGCUGAGUUCCAAGAAGAUGAAACGUGUUAAUUUUUCAUCGGUGCCUCAGUGGUUACUGUCGUCCCUCGAGUUUGUUGACAUCAAAUCCCCAAUCUUCGGACUUGCUAUAGAAGCAAAGCUAGUAAGUUAA
Camelina sativa (false flax) is the source of this 1080-nucleotide messenger RNA. The record is from RefSeq and is a predicted model, not a curated record. Lineage: Eukaryota; Viridiplantae; Streptophyta; Magnoliopsida; Brassicales; Brassicaceae.